Punica granatum (pomegranate) is the source of this 2500-nucleotide messenger RNA. Lineage: Eukaryota; Viridiplantae; Streptophyta; Magnoliopsida; Myrtales; Lythraceae. The record is from RefSeq and is a predicted model, not a curated record.
AUAUUUUAAUUUUUGGUACCUUCCUUUCGGUGAACACCCCCCAUCUCUCUCUCUCUGUCUCUCUCUCUCUCUCUUCCCCUCUCUGUCUCUCUCAAAAUUCGAUGUCUCCGUGAUUUUUACAGGACGCACCGACACCUUGCGGCCUUCGACGAAUCGGGAUUGGAACUUUCUGAGGAAUCAUAAAGCAGCUGAGAAGAAGUUGGGUGAUGUUGCAGCUGAGCUAAGAGUUCUGGUUUUUAUAUUAUCCUGAAUUCUUAGCUUUUAUCCGUGAGGAGUCAUGUGUACUGGUUCUUAUGAUAGUAUAUAGGUCCAGUUCUGGUGAAGUUGCUGGGCACCAUCAAUGGGUGCUAGUUAUUUCACUUCUUUGUCUGUCUCGGGCAUCUGCACAGUUAUAAGCUUUGUGGGUCUUCAGUGGUGGACACAAUGGCCAUUUUAUGACUUGAUCCCAGCUGAAGUAGUCACGGAGUAUAUUGCACAGUCAGAAAAAGCCAACCAUGCGAUUGAGCUGAUCUCGAGUUCCUAUACCACUCUUCUUUUGCUGGCAAAUUUCGCUCUCAGUGCAUUUGGCUUGCUACUUUUGUGCCUCAAGACUGUUUUCUUUGUGGAAUUGUCUUCUUCUGAAAUCCGAAAAUUGUUGGAGCGUCUAGUAAAUUAUGUUGUGUACAAGGGGACAUUUUUACCACUCAUAAUUCCGCCAACUUUAUUUCAAGCAGGCAUAUGGACCACCUGGUUGACUGUUUUAUGUUCUCUAAAGAUGUUUCAAGCUUUGGGUAGGGAUCGCCUUGAACGACUAAACUCAUCUCCUUCCACAGCUCCGGGGACAUACUUCCGUGUCUACUCAGUGUUAUUCUUUGUUCUGGCUGUGGAUCUUUUCUGGAUAAGAUUGUGUCUGAUGAUUUACAGAACAGUUGGAGCACCUCUCUUUCUGUUGCUAUUCUUUGAGCCUUUCAGUAUUGUUUUUGAGACGCUACAGGCCAUUGUGGUUCACGGUUUCCAGUUUCUCGAUAUCUGGUUUCAGCAUUCACUGGGAGAUGGAAGUACUAGCUGUCGAAUAUUUAAGUACAUUGAUACGUCUGCUGCAGGCUCAUUCUGUGAAUGGAAAGGACUCCUUGUCCGGAACUUGGGCUUUACUCUUGACAUGGCAACCCUGUUAAUGGCACUUGGCCAUUAUUUGCAUAUCUGGUGGCUUCAUGGGAUGGCUUUCCAAUUAAUGGAUGCUGUUCUAUUCUUAAAUAUACGUGCCUUGCUAAGUGCAAUGAUAAAGCGUAUAAAGGGAUAUAUCAAAUUGAGAAUGGCUUUAGGGACACUCCAUGCUGCUCUUCCCGAUGCCACUGCCGAAGAGCUUCGAGCAUAUGAUGAUGAAUGUGCUAUCUGUCGGGAACCUAUGGCUAAGGCCAAGAGGCUAGAUUGCAAGCACCUCUUUCAUCUCGCUUGCUUGAGAUCGUGGUUAGAUCAAGGUCUUAAUGAUGUUUUCUCGUGUCCAACUUGUCGAAAGCCCCUAUUUGUUGCUGGAGUAGAAACUGCAUCAAAUCCAAGUAGGGAAGUUCCUGCCGAUGAAGAGCUUGCUCGUAGGUUAAGUCUUGGAAUUGAUGGGCAAAAUGCUCCUGGCCUUGCUCUUCCUAUAGGCGCAAUUCCUGGCCAGAUGCAGAACCCUUUUCAGGGCGGACUUUGGAGAAAUGCAGGAUGGGAACCAAAUCUGGGGAACACUUGGUCCGCACAGGGAGUCGAUGGGCCCAGCCCAUCCACGGGAAACAGACCUGUUGGCCUCAAUAGGGUUCAGAUGAUGAUGAGGAAUCUUGCAGCUAUGGGUUCCCAGACGGCUGUUGAAGAUAAUUCUUGGGGCCCUUGGCCUUUCAAUCCAUCUGAGGCUGCUGCUUCAGGAUCGACUGUUCCUCCUCCUGCUGCUGCCAGGGCCAGAUUUCCUAGCGGUUUACAUUUGAGGACUGCUUCACGGGAUGAUGAUAUUGCACACUUAAUUGCAAUGGCUGAAGCAGUUCGGGAGGUUUUGCCUCAUGUUCCUGAUGAGUUGAUUCUUCAGGAUUUGCAGCAGACAAAUUCUGCUACCGUUACUGUAAAUAAUCUCCUCCAAAACUGAAGUUUAAAAACUUCAUCCACAAGAACAAAUACGGGCGCAAUCGCUGUAACUCGGGAGCGAUCCACUCGGAACUUACACCUCUCUCUUAUCAGGUUUUUUGAGAUGCUCAUAAGUGCCUUUUCGCUCAAUACAUGUGGCACUGUAGGAUAUCCCUGCCAGCAGAGCCUGUUCUCGGGGCUCAAGGAAUUAUAUGCUGCCUCGCAGAGAUGACGGGUUUGGCAUGGUUGCCACCCUCACCAUCUUCAGCUCUUAUGGUUGUCGGUCAUACAUGGAUUGUAAUGGACAUCUAAUCUCUCUGUCUAUAUGGUGUGAACUUAUGUAGCUUGGAGGAAGCUCAAGAAGAUCUCAUGCAUUGAAUGCAUUCCAUUUCAAUGAGAUAUCUCCCUGUCUUUCUUCUUCCCUUCA